Cydia amplana is the source of this 2690-nucleotide messenger RNA. RefSeq names its product bifunctional glutamate/proline--tRNA ligase-like (gene GluProRS). NCBI's taxonomy places the organism in Eukaryota, Metazoa, Arthropoda, Insecta, Lepidoptera, Tortricidae. Bases 84 to 2690 code for a protein of 868 amino acids. Gene Ontology annotation, molecular function: glutamate-tRNA ligase activity; ATP binding. Gene Ontology annotation, cellular component: cytoplasm; methionyl glutamyl tRNA synthetase complex; cytosol. The record is from RefSeq and is a predicted model, not a curated record. Gene Ontology annotation, biological process: translation; glutamyl-tRNA aminoacylation. The transcript is spliced from 14 exons.
UCAUGUGCUAACGUGGGUCGGCUACGCUGUGCCUUUUCCUUUACGAAAAUUAUUUAGGAUCGGCAGCCAAAAAUAGCGACACCAUGAAGAUCUCCUGCAGUAAAUCUAACCCGCCUUUAGGUGGUUUGCUCGCUGUAGAGCUGUACCGGGCUGCCGGGAAGAGCAUCGAGGUGUCAUGGGGAGCUGACUCCUCUGUUACCCUGCCUAAUGGGUCUAAAACCGUGCCAUAUGGAACUAGUAAUGAUUUGAUAAGAAUACUGGAGAAUGCUUUCAAUAAAGCUGCCGGACCACUCCAAAAGGUCACAAUGAACCACUGGCUGUCGUUCAGCCUCAUCUUGGACGACGAGAUCCCGAAAUCAAUUGAAUAUCUGGAUAAAACGUUGGGUGCAUUGACAUAUCUAGUAGGAGAGGCCUUAUCAGUCAGUGAUUUGGCUGUGUUUAGUGUGCUUCACGUAUCCAGCAAGUUUAAGGAGAUCUCCAAAUCCGGUGCCCCGGCUAACAUUCUGCGCUGGAUGAAGCUGAUCCAGGCCCAGUCACCCAUGGCUAAAGCCCUGAAAGAACUGCCUGCCGAUGCCCUGGAGAAUCUGACCAAGGCUUCUUCUAGGAGGUCACCACCAGCUGGCGAUGGCUCGGGUCCCAAGCAAGAGGGCAAGUUUGUGGACCUGCCCCACGCCGAGAUGGGGAAGGUCGUCGUUCGAUUCCCACCUGAAGCAUCGGGCUACCUGCACAUUGGGCACGCGAAGGCCGCGCUGCUUAACCAGUACUACCAGCAAGCGUUCGAGGGGAAACUUGUCAUGAGAUUUGAUGACACCAACCCUGCUAAGGAGAACGUCGAAUUUGAGAAGGUGAUCCUCGAAGACGUAGAGAUGCUAGAAAUCAAACCGGACCUCUUCACUCACACGUCCCAGUACUUCGACCUGAUGCUGCAAUACUGCGAGAAACUUAUCAAGGAAGGCAAGGCUUUCGUGGAUGACACCCCGGCUGAGCAGAUGAAAAACCAAAGAGAACAGAAGGUUGACAGCAAGAAUAGAAACAACUCUGUGCAAAAGAACAUGCAACUCUGGGAUGAAAUGAAGAAGGGAUCUUCCACCGGAGUCCAGUGCUGCGUCAGAGCUAAGAUCGAUAUGCAAUCAGCGAACGGGUGCAUGCGAGACCCGACCAUCUACCGCUGCAAGCCUGAGCCACACCCCCGGACCGGCACGCAGUACAAGGUGUACCCAACAUACGACUUCGCGUGCCCCAUUGUGGACGCCGUAGAGGGCGUCACACACGUGCUACGCACGAUGGAGUACCACGACCGCGACCCGCAGUUCUACUGGUUCAUCGACGCUCUGGGGUUGAGGAAACCGUAUAUUUGGGAAUAUAGUCGAUUGAGUAUGACCAACACGGUGUUGUCUAAGAGAAAGCUGACGUGGUUCGUAGAACAAGGACUCGUCGAUGGAUGGGACGACCCGCGCAUGCCGACGGUGCGCGGGGUGCUCCGCCGCGGUAUGACCGUUGAGGGGCUGCGCCAGUUCAUCAAGGCGCAGGGCUCCAGCCGCUCCGUCGUGUUCAUGGAGUGGGACAAGAUCUGGGCCAUCAACAAGAAGGUCAUUGACCCCAUCGCCCCGCGCUACACCGCCCUGGAAGCCAACCCGGUACCCGUGAACCUAAAGGGCGUAAGCGCCGACGCCACCCUCACCGUGCCGCUGCACCCUAAGAACGCGGACAUAGGGUCCAAAGUCGUGUGGAUCUCGCGGCGGCUGCUGAUCGACCAGGUCGACGCGAGGACGUUAAAAGAGGGCGAGAAUGCAACGUUCAUUAAUUACGGGAAUGUUAUGAUUGAUAAGAUUCACAAAUCUUCCGACGGUACAGUGACAAGCAUCGACGCGACACCAAACCUCGAUAACAAGGACUACAAAAAAACCCUCAAACUGACCUGGCUGGCCGACACACCACAGUCUCCCCCCCUCGAAGUAUACUGCGUGUACUUCGACCAUAUCAUAUCCAAGGCUGUGCUUGGAAAGGACGAGGAUUUCAAGCAGUAUAUCGGGCAUCAGACUAGGUGGGAAGUACCCAUGAUCGGUGAGCCUGAGCUCUCCAAGCUGAAGGUGGGUGACGUCAUACAGCUGCAGAGGCGCGGCUUCUUCCGCGUGGACGCCGCGCCGGCGCCGCCCUCCGCGCACACGCAGCGCGCCGCGCCGCUCGUGCUGAUGCACGUGCCCGACGGACACACCAAGAUGCCCGGACAGGUGAGUUGUAUUAGUCCCCAUGACAGCGAGCCUGAGCUCUCCAAGCUGAAGGUGGGUGACGUCAUACAGCUGCAGAGGCGCGGCUUCUUCCGCGUGGACGCCGCGCCGGCGCCGCCCUCCGCGCACACGCAGCGCGCCGCGCCGCUCGUGCUGAUGCACGUGCCCGACGGACACACCAAGAUGCCCGGACAGGUGAGUUCUAUUAGUCCCCAUGACAGCGAGCCUGAGCUCUCCAAGCUGAAGGUGGGUGACGUCAUACAGCUGCAGAGGCGCGGCUUCUUCCGCGUGGACGCCGCGCCGGCGCCGCCCUCCGCGCACACGCAGCGCGCCGCGCCGCUCGUGCUGAUGCACGUGCCCGACGGACACACCAAGAUCUGCAGAGGCGCGGCUUCUUCCGCGUGGACGCCGCGCCGGCGCCGCCCUCCGCGCACACGCAGCGCGCCGCGCCGCUCGUGCUGA